ACAAACAAAGAAAUCAUUCGCAUGGUUAGAAAAGCAAGAAAGAAAAAAUGUCACAAACGCCGAGAAAGUGAGUGAGCCAUCACUGUCAUUAAUUCAUUAAAACUCACAAAAACCCACCAAUGUCGGAAUUAUACAUAUAUAUAUACCAAUAAAGAGAGAAAUCGCUUAUAUAUUUUUAUCAUUACAUUAGGGCGAAGCGAACACAAAUAGAAUCGCGGCUUAUCUAAGCGAUUUUAGCGAACAACCACCAUGGCCCACGGUGGCUAUGGCAAGCGCAGGGUCAAGCCCGCCGCUCGCCGAUCGAAGAGCUUGGGCGUAGAGAAGAAGGCCAAGGCCAAGCCUAAGGCCAAGCCCGUCACGCUCAAGAACCAGAUUCGAUCCAUCGAGCGCAUGCUCAGGAAGGAUUUACCACCUGAUGUUCGGGAGGCUCAAGAGAAGAAGCUAGAAGGACUCAAGAAACAGCAGGAGAUCCAUUCUCGUCUUGCUAUUGAACGCCAAAUAUUCUUGCGAGAUAGGAAGAUAAAAUUUUUUGAGAGAAGAAAGGUAGAAAGAAGAAUUAGACGUCUAGAGAAAUCCCAACGUUCUUCAUCUGGUCAGGCACAAGAUGCAGAGAUUGCUGAACAACUUUCUAAAUUGAAAGAAGAUCUUGAAUAUGUUAGGUUUUUCCCCAAGACUGAGAAAUAUGUGUCUUUAUUUACUGGAGGUGAUGGCUCAGACAUAGUUGAUUCGAGAAAUAAAUUGCGCAAGCAAAUCAAAGCCAACUUAGUAGCUGCUGCAGCUAGUGGGAAGGAUUUGGAAGAGACAGGGAGUGAGGAUGAUGGGCUUUUGGAUCUAAGUGAAGAUGAUUUCUUCCUUAGUGGUAGUUCAAGUGAUGAAGCAGAUGCAGAUGAUGAAUGGACUGACAAGAGUACAAGGGAACAGGCUUCUAGUGCUUCAGGCAAAGCAGCAUCUGGCAUGUCCAGUGAUGAAAGGAAUCAGAGACAGAUUUCUGCCAGAGCUUUAAUGCCUCCACCCCGGCCAUCCACCAAUAGCGUAUCAACUUCAGGUCGCUUUCAAUCAAGAUUCGGGCCUUCAUCAAGCAAAAAUAAAUCGAUACAGCGGGCUGAAAUGUCAACAUCCAGCAACACAUCAAAUAGCCGAAGUGGUUCUUCCUAUAAAUCAAGGAGCUUCUCAAACUCAAAGACAGGUCACAGUAGCAACCUAAGUUCCAACUCUGAUGCUCAUAAACCCCGAAGAAAGAGAAGGCCAAAGAAGAAAAAGCAGCAGGCAUAAAUUGGACGGAUUUGCUGCUGAUGUGGUGUUGCUAUAAUCAAUUUAACCAGUUUGUGAGAUGUUUAUGCAAAACAUAAAGCUUAAUUGUUUAAUCACCAAUUGUUUCUUAUCUUCUUUCAUAGAUAGGUUAAGAAUCUGUCCUCACCAUUCUCUAUAAUGAUUAGGUCGACCAUUCUUACUUGAAGCUAGGUUUUUGAGUAUUUAUUUCCAAAGUAACUGUAGUUGAAGUCAAAAUGAGUCCCCUAGGGGAUACCUGGUAAAUUGGGAAGUGAUGGUGUUGUGUUAGUAUGGAAUUCUUGGUGCUCAUUGUACUAAUAUGUAUCAGAAAGUUGCUUUGAUUUUGGGAAAGCCAUAAUGUUUUUUUUUUCUUGGUCA
Molecule: messenger RNA, 1647 nt
Organism: Quercus robur (English oak)
Lineage: Eukaryota; Viridiplantae; Streptophyta; Magnoliopsida; Fagales; Fagaceae
Product: rRNA-processing protein EFG1
Exons: 8
Coding region: 250-1272 (340 amino acids)
Biological process (GO): maturation of SSU-rRNA from tricistronic rRNA transcript (SSU-rRNA, 5.8S rRNA, LSU-rRNA)
Cellular component (GO): nucleolus; preribosome, small subunit precursor
Source: RefSeq, a predicted model, not a curated record